AUGACUGAUUUGGCCGCGACUUAUCGCGAAAGCUCGCCCAUAACCGGCUACAUGGGCCAUAAGCCGGGAGAGAAGUUCUUGGUCGGACAAAGAUAUCAUAACGUACUAAAUGGAACGUUCGCGGAACGGUCGGCACCAUCUCCAAGGUAAACCAACGUGCCUUUCAUUUCUCUGCCAUUUUUAGUUGUUUUGUUUUAGGGGUUGAUUGUUUUAGGACCUUUUGUAGCUAUAAGGGUUGGUAUAUUAACCUUGGCUUUAUAUUUUUUGAUUUUAUAGUAAGUUUGUUACCUAAAGAAUAAUAUUAAUUACUUUUAGAACCCUUUUGGAGAACGCUGAGCCCACAGAAGCCUUAACUGGAGCAGCUUCAGUCAACUAUCAGUUCGAUUCCGACGGUAAUCCAGUUUUUACUGAAGGAGUAAGUGUUUACUUAAGCCUAAAAAUCUUCAAAUAAGCCUUAAAAUAAAUUUUGAAAACAUCAACUUUCAUACAAAAACUCUCAAAAUUAAAUUAAAAAACAUUUUAGCGCCAGUCCAGAAACAGUAGGAACAGCCGAGGCAGUCGGAGAAGUCAGAAGAGCCAGAGAAGUCAGAGGAAUGCAGAGACAUCACAGAGUCAGCUAAUGCAACAACAACAAUAUCUUCAGCCCGUCAAUGGGCUCAAAGCCUCAAUGGGUCCAGUCUUUCAGAUUCCAGUCCAGUUUGUGCCUGCUUUAGAUGCCUCCUCGGCUAGUUUACAGAUACCAGUACAUCCUAGUUUGCUUAAUGGUAAGAGGAGACUAAAAGACGUAGGUAAUGUCUAGGUGUACCUAUGACUAGGUAAUGUCUAGAUAUACAUAUGUCUAGUAAUGCCUCUCAUAUACCUAUGUAAUAACAGUCAACACUAUACAUAAUACUCGAGAUAGUAUGAUAGUUAAUAUAUAUAAUGUUAUAGUAUCCCAAAACCAACCCCCAUCACGUAGCCGCUCCGUUCACGAUGUAGCCGGCGGCACAGAACGCUUAAGUAUUCACGAUGAAGACAAUCGCACCGAAAGAAGAACGUCACGUUCACGACGUUCUGGGACGGCCGGCUCAAAAACGGCGAGGAGUAAGAGAGCACGUUCUGAACCCAAAACACAACGUGGUAGGUUCACAGUGUAAUCAAGCCAUUAACAAUAUACAAAAGCGCUAAACAGUCGAUAUCAUCCACAUAAAGCUUAUCAAAGUAUUAGGUUCAAAAAUAUGAAGUAUCUUAAAAGUUACUUUAGUAAUUGCCAUGCUUUCAUAAUAUGAACCUACUGAGUAAUAUUAACCUACUGAUAAGUACCAAGACAUUAUGGUAAUGUAUUAAAGUCCGUUUAGACACUCGUCGAGGAGCUGCUAGCCUAAACAUUCCGAAUGAUUAUGGGCCGCUGAAUGGAGCUGGCAGUGGAUGGUGGAGUGAAGGACAAGCGCUACGCAACAUACGACGACAUCGUGAACGAAACAACAUACCUAAUACUGGAGAAGCGGUUUGUACUUUUGUUCUUUAAAAUUAUUUUUACCAUUCAUAAAGUUAAAAAAGCAACCUUCAAGUACAAUAUAAUCCCAUUUAAAGCCCCGAGAAACUAUCGAACAAUCAGAAGUCAAUCAAGGUUACUACGGUAAUGGAACGCCUGCUCCCGGCUACACUGGCCAUAUGAUGGGUAAGAUAACACCAAAACCUAGUUUGGACCGUCAAUUCUUUUAUUCGGUUGUUCAAUUAAUUCUGUGUCCUUUCUCAAAGCAAAUUUUUAAAAUUAAGGGCACAGGAUUAUUUGAACAACAUAAUAUAAUAUUUUUAAGCCUAUGCUCACUUUCAAAGCUUAAUAUUAGGUCUAGAAGUAGAUAAUAAUCUGUAUUUCUCUGAUAUAAGAUAGUCAUAACUAUAGCCCACAUACUAUACCUUCCAUAUAUAACCUACUAUAAUAUGUAUAUUACUUUCAAAAAUAAAUUUCCAGACCUCCCCCACCUCGGAAUUGGCAAAAACUUUUCCGACACUGCCAAAGAUUCGCGGAAACUUCAGCAAAGUCUGCGCGACACAUUCACACAAUCCUUUGAGAUUCCGCGAACUCAACGUACUCAAAGGUCGAAUCGUUCGCAACGUUCUCAGCGUUCUAAUCGUUCUAAAACACCCAAAUCUCAACGUUAA
Molecule: messenger RNA, 2145 nt
Organism: Bursaphelenchus okinawaensis
Lineage: Eukaryota; Metazoa; Nematoda; Chromadorea; Rhabditida; Aphelenchoididae
Source: the annotation of a GenBank genome assembly